AAGAAGUUGCGACAAACGUAGUAACAUUACAAACUGUAAAUAAACGCAGGCACCAUCGCGGGAUAACCAUUUUAUUUCUGUAUUUCUGCUCGUAAUCUGAUGAAACGAGUCGUUCAUAAACACACUGUAACGUUAGGGCUCCAAGUAAAGCAAUCUCGCUGCGGUCGCCCGCUAAGAUGUCGUGUAUGCUGGUAAGCGCCUCUGGGGGCCCAGUGGUCCCUCUGGAGGAUGGACGAGCUGUGAUUCUGGGCCGGGGUCCUGACACCGGGGUCGCCGACAAGAAGUGCUCCAGGUACCAGGUGAAGGUGGUGGCUUGCUAUGCAGACCAGGAUGUGGUUGUUACUCGGCUAGGUCCCAAUCCCAGUUUCCUGGACGGUGAGAAGCUGGGCCGUGGCCAGUCUGGUAAACUCACUCACGGAGGCACCCUCUAUCUGGUUAACCAGAACUAUCCAUUUAAACUGCACUACUCCCUGAGCUCAAACGGAUCAGCCUCCAGCGCUCCACCUAAAGGACUAAAAGCCACGGAUAAGACAAAGGGGGGAAGAAAUGGGAAAGAAACAGAGGCACGGUCGAGUCCAAAUCCCAAGCGCAGUAUCAUGGAUUUCUUUUCUACCUCUCCCAUGAAGUCAUCUAAAAGACGACUGAGCCCAGAGAGGGGGCACCGUGAUGAAAAGCGCCAAAAAAGAGAUGAAGAGGCUUCCGAUAGACAGAGAAAGGAAGAAGUGGAGGAGGAGGAUGAGGAAGAGAGACUGGCAGAGGAAAAGCUCAAGCAGCUGCAGGAGUUGGCAGAGAAGUCUAUGGCAGAGAGGAGCACCCAGCCUUCAUCGUCGUCACUUUCUUCAAAGGGCUGUCUAAAGAGCAGCUGGCAGCAGAUAGGCAACCUGCUGCUUUACACUGCUGCUGGUGUCAAAGGGAGUAACAAGAUUGCUGGGUUUGACAUAGAUGGCUGCAUCAUCACCACCAAGUCUGGCAAAGUCUUUCCCACCGCUCCAGAUGACUGGAAGAUUCUGUACCCUGAGAUUCAGCCAAGACUGGCCAACUUGCUGAAAAAAGGAUACAAGGUGGUGUUCUUCACCAACCAGAUGGGGAUCGCUAAAGGCAAACUGAGACCAGAAGUCUUCAAGUCUAAAGUUGAAGACAUCCUCACCAUGCUGCAGCUACCUGUGCAGGUGUUUGUUUCAACCGGUCCUGGUAUCUACAGGAAGCCAGUGAUGGGAAUGUGGAAUCACUUGUGUGAGAAGGCAAAUGAUGGUGUGACUGUUGACAAGACACAGAGUUUUUAUGUAGGAGAUGCUGCCGGUAGGCCAGAGAACUGGGCUCCAGGCAAGAAGAAGAAGGAUUUCUCCUGCAGUGACCGACUGUUUGCUCUGAACAUUGGGUUGCAGUUCCACACCCCAGAGGAGUUUUUCCUUGGUUGGAAGAGCGCCCCCUAUAGCCUGCCAAAUUUUGACCCUAGGAAGAUUGACUCCACUGCAAGGCUGUACGACCCGCCCUCUGCCUCUCUCAUCUCCAGCAAGACAGAAGUCAUUGUUGCCGUGGGUUUCCCUGCAUCUGGUAAAUCCUCUUUCUUCCACACCCACAUCAUUCCAAAAGGCUACGUGUACAUCAACAGGGAUACACUUGGUUCAUGGCAGAAUUGCGUGUCUGCAUGUGAGCGUGCUCUGAAAGAGGGCCGCAGCGUCGCUGUAGACAACACCAACCCAGACCCAGAGUCUCGUAAACGAUACGUGGACGUGGCCAAGGCUGCGGGAGUGCCGUGUCGCUGUUUCCACUUCUCAGCCUCUCUGGAGCAGGCCAAACACAACAACAGAUUCCGUGAGAUGGCUCCAUCAGACAGCAAACACGCUAAGGUCAAUGACAUGGUUUUCCACAGCUACAAGAAACAUUUUGUGGCUCCUGCUCUCUCUGAGGGAUUCUCCGAGAUCCUCCAGAUCCACUUUGUCCCGAAAUUCAAAGACAUCCUGUUAGAAAUCCUGUUCCGGCAGUUUUCUGAGGGCUGAUUGGACAGCUGCCUUUCUGACAUCUUCAACUUUUAAUUUCACACCGACACAUGAAAAAAUACAGAUGACAGCCAGUGAAGCAGCUGGGGUGCAUGUUAGUCAGUAGACACUGACAUGUUUUUCUGUUUCAGCUGAUGGACUGUCUGGUGAAUGGGAUCCUCUGUGCUGGGCUUGUAUGUUCUAGCUUGUAUGCAUACUGUGUGGCUAAGGGCCUCUAACUUCAAAGUAAGACCAGUGAUGUUAGCUAGACUCGCAGCUCUGAUUCAGAUACUUUCUUUCAAGAAGUGUUUUUUCAAACAAUUAAACGUACACAGUUGAAUGUACAAAAAUAUAUUUCAAUUAUAUACGCACCUCAGGAACCGAUUAUUCAAGUGUUAACCACGUUGAGUUUAGAAAGAAUACAGUGUGAAAAUAAGAAUAAUUACUUUUUUAUGUUUUGUAUGAUUUGAUGAUUAAAAACAUCUCCAUUUUACAGGUAAGUUUACUGCAACAUGACUAUGGUAUUCCAUUUGAAAAUAAAGUUUUGGAAAUCUCUUUUGAA
This is a messenger RNA of Micropterus salmoides (largemouth bass), 2541 nucleotides long. RefSeq names its product bifunctional polynucleotide phosphatase/kinase-like. The transcript has 17 exons. Lineage: Eukaryota; Metazoa; Chordata; Actinopteri; Centrarchiformes; Centrarchidae. Gene Ontology annotation, cellular component: nucleus. The coding region runs from base 177 to 2000 and encodes 607 amino acids. Gene Ontology annotation, biological process: DNA repair. The record is from RefSeq and is a predicted model, not a curated record. Gene Ontology annotation, molecular function: ATP-dependent polydeoxyribonucleotide 5'-hydroxyl-kinase activity; double-stranded DNA binding; protein binding.